Molecule: messenger RNA, 1305 nt
Organism: Aspergillus fischeri NRRL 181
Lineage: Eukaryota; Fungi; Ascomycota; Eurotiomycetes; Eurotiales; Aspergillaceae
Product: putative polygalacturonase
Exons: 9
Coding region: 1-1305 (434 amino acids)
Biological process (GO): carbohydrate metabolic process
Molecular function (GO): polygalacturonase activity
Source: RefSeq, a predicted model, not a curated record
AUGUUUGGCCAAUCUAUUCUUCUUGCGGCCGUCUGCCAAUUUUUGACUCUCACAGCUGCCCUCCAGGAAGAGUUCGAUUCGCUUUCCCCACGUCCCAGUAUCGCGAUAACUCCUCAAGGCGCGUUCAAGCCCUUUCCAUUCUCCCCUGCAAGGCACAAGACUUGCCAUGUCAAAUCCCACGGAGAUGGGACUGAUGACUCCAAGUACAUCCUUCGUGCAUUCCGCAAAUGCAGCCCGGGUGGUCGUGUUGUUUUCGACAAGGGUAAGGUGUAUACCAUUGGCAAGGCGAUGGAUAUCAGAUUUCUAAAGCGGGUCGACGUUGAUAUCCAAGGCAAAAUCGUCAUGACCAAUGAUAUCGAUUAUUGGCUGGCCAAUUCCUUCAAGUACGCCUUCCAGGACAGCUCAAGCUUUGUUCAAAUCGGAGGCACUGAUAUCAACAUCUACGGCGGCGGGGAAAUCGACGGCAACGGUCAGGCCUGGUGGGACGCCAGGAUGAACAACAAGACUAUCCAGCGUCCUAUCCUUGUCACGUACAUGGACUUACAUGGCGGAUCUGUGUCCAAUAUCACCCUCCGCAACUCGCCGAACUGGUUUCAGUUGGUGUUUAACUCGAGCAAUAUCGUCUUUGACAGCAUGUAUCUUAACGCUUCAUCAAGCAAUAGCAAUCCUACAGCUAAUUCAGGUGAGGAUACCUAUCGGUCUGAUAACAUCGUGAUUCAAAACUCUCGCAUUUUCAACUCCGACGACUGUGUAUCAUUCAAGCCUAACAGUACGAAUAUCCUCGUGCAGAAUCUGUACUGCAAUGGGUCCCAUGGCAUCUCCGUCGGUUCUCUUGGCCAGUACGUCGGCCAGGUUGACAUCGUGGAGAAUAUUUUGGUCUAUAACACUUCCCUGAACAAUGCGUCGGAUGGCGCUCGUAUCAAAAUCUGGCCUGGAGCAAUUGGCAACUCCACCAACACUGGCGGCGGCAGUGGCUGGGUCAGGAACGUAACCUACGAUGGCAUGCACAACUAUAACAACGACUGGGCGAUUGAAAUGACCCAGUGCUACUUUGCGCCAAAUCAGACGGCGUGCAAUGAGCAUCCGGCUUCGCUCAUUGUCGAGGAUAUUCUGUUCAAGAAUUUUGACGGUACUACCAGUAAGAAGAGGGCGCCUUUUAUUGCUACCCUUGUCUGCUCAAGCCCAGAUGUAUGCAAGAAUAUCCGUGCUGAGAAUAUCAAUGUCCUCAGUCCUUCCGGCACCGACGAGGCCAUUUGCACUAAUAUGGAUCGAUCCCUUCUCGACCUGCACUGUACCAAGGGUUGA